AUGCACAGAAAUUUAAGCAGAGCCUUAUAUGACGAGUCUUCCACUAAGGAUUUAAUUUACAGCUUAGAACCCAAGGAAAGAAGUUUACUUUUUGCUGAAAUGCAAAAGUUUGAGCAGAGACGUCUGGAAUCAGAAGAAAUCCCUCCAAGCCUGACACAACUCAGGAUCUUGGCUGUCCACAAUAUGUUACCGUUUAUUGGUUUUGGAUUUUUAGACAAUUUUCUCAUGAUUGUAGCAGGAGAAUAUAUAGAUACUACUCUAGGAAUGACUCUAGGUAUUUCAACUAUGGCAGCUGCUGGGCUGGGUAACAUGAUAUCAGAUGUGUGUGCAAUCGGAUCAGCAUCCUAUGUGGAAAGAUUAGCUUUAAAAUUUGGUGUACCAAUCCCAGAAUUAACAGCUUAUCAAUGUGACUUAACUAGAACAAGAUGGGUCUCAAAUUUAGCCAAAGCGUUUGGUGUAGGUUUAGGAUGUAUAAUUGGAAUGUUUCCCUUGUUGUUUAAACACGAUAACAAGAAAUGUGGCUCCAACUCGGACUCCAAGUCUGAAAACAAGUCGUGA
Messenger RNA from Lottia gigantea (owl limpet), 558 nucleotides. RefSeq lists its product as hypothetical. NCBI's taxonomy places the organism in Eukaryota, Metazoa, Mollusca, Gastropoda, Lottiidae. The coding region runs from base 1 to 558 and encodes 185 amino acids. The record is from RefSeq and is a predicted model, not a curated record. The transcript is spliced from 7 exons. Gene Ontology annotation, cellular component: mitochondrion.